This is a messenger RNA of Scylla paramamosain (green mud crab), 1026 nucleotides long. RefSeq lists its product as uncharacterized. The record is from RefSeq and is a predicted model, not a curated record. The coding region runs from base 235 to 717 and encodes 160 amino acids. The transcript has 4 exons. NCBI's taxonomy places the organism in Eukaryota, Metazoa, Arthropoda, Malacostraca, Decapoda, Portunidae.
CCACCGCGUUGUAAUAAUGGUCUCUGUCACCUGUAUAAGAUUACCACCACUCUACGGCAUGGAAGAAUAUUAAAGAAAAAAAAAAAGACCUCGUAGUUGGAACAUAAGCCGUGGAUCCUGGUGUAUGGAAUCAAAAGGUUCAAUGGCAACUGAAGGGGAAGUGUUGGAGUACGUGUGUCGGGGACUGGACCAGGCCGUGUCUCUCCGCUACUCCCACGACGACCCCGCCCAGCGAUGGACGCACGCACUGUCCCACGGGUAAUGAUGGUGAUGAUGGUGGCGGUAAUGGCAGUGACGGCGACUUGGACUGACCAGCAGGCAACCUCAGGAGACCCCCAGGUGAAAGGUGGCCGCAGGAACUCCUCUGCUGAACUGCGCCAAGCACUUCAGUCCAUCUCCGCUGCCGUCCUUGACUCCCUGUCUAGGAGCGACCAUAGCUGCUCACAAGUGUGCGCUGAGGUGCUUCAGCCUGCCUGCAUUACAGAGUGCAGGAGGCGACGGCUGCCUAAUCUAGUGUGCCGCAUGGUGUGCUAUUCCUCCACGGUGAUGUGCUGCCGGUGCUCCACGUCCUGCCAGCGUCCCUUCCAGGAAUGCUUCACCGCCUGUGCGGAGAGCGACACCUGGUGCAAAGACUGCUGCAUCGAUGAGGUCAACAAAUGCUGCGACGACGACAUGAAUAUAGCACAGCAAAAGGAAGGAAAUGUUGAUGGGGAGUGAGUGAGAUUGUCAGAGCGACUGGUGUUUCGGUGAUCACGUCCGUCUGGUGAGUGGCGUCUUCUUAUGGAUAGUAGGGUGCCCGGACAUUUCGUCGACGGACACUUCGGCUCCGGACACUUCGUCGCCAGACAGUUAGUCGGACAGACACAUCGUCGCCGGACGAUUCGUCGAAUGGAUAUUUAGUCGAACAGCCUUUUUGCCGAACGGUCGUUUCGUCGCGAACGAUUGUUUUGUUGCAUAAUUCGACCAACCAGAUAAUCUCUCUCUCUCUCUCUCUCUCUCUCUCUCUCUCUCUCUCUCUCUCUCUCU